AUGAAUCCAGCGAACCAUUCCCAGGUGACGGGUUUUGUACUACUGGGGCUCUCUCAAGUAUGGGAGCUCCGGUGCCUCUUCUUCAUUGUCUUCUCUGCUGUGUAUCUUAUGACGGUAACUGGAAAUCUCCUCAUUGUGGCCAUCGUGACCGCUGACCCACGCCUGCACACAACCAUGUACUUUCUCUUGGGCAAUCUUUCUUUCCUGGACUUCUGCUACUCUUCAAUCACGGCACCCAGGAUGCUGGUUGACCUGCUCUCAGGCAACCCCACCAUCUCCUUUGGCAGCUGCUUGGCUCAGCUCUUCUUCUUCCAUUUCGCUGGUGGCAUCAAGAUCUUCCUGCUGACUGCCAUGGCUUAUGAUCGCUAUGUAGCCAUUUCCCAGCCCCUGCGCUACACACUCAUUAUGAAUCAGAUGGUCUGUGGGCUUCUCAUGGCAGCCUCCUGGGUGGGGGGCUUCAUCCACUCCAUUGUCCAGGUGGGACUGACUAUCCAGCUGCCAUUCUGUGGGCCUGACAAGUUGGACAACUUUUAUUGUGAUGUGCCCCAACUGAUCAAGUUGGCCUGCACAGAAACAUUUGUCUUAGAGCUUCUGAUGGUGUCUAACAAUGGCCUGGUGACUCUGAUGUGCUUUCUGGUGCUACUGGGAUCUUACACAGCAUUGCUGAUCAUGCUCCAAAGCCAUUCCCGGGAGAGCCGCCACAAGGCCCUGUCCACCUGUGCCUCCCACAUUGCUGUGGUCAUCUUAAUCUUUGUGCCUUGCAUCUAUAUCUAUGCAAGGCCAUUUCAGACUUUCCCUAUGGACAAGAUGGUCUCUGUGCUGUACACCAUGGUCACCCCUGUGCUGAAUCCUGCCAUCUAUACCCUGAGAAAUAAGGAAGUGAUCAUGGCCAUGAAGAAGCUGUGGAGGAGGCAAAAAGACCUUCUUAGUCCCCCAGAGCACUGA
This is a messenger RNA of Choloepus didactylus (southern two-toed sloth), 945 nucleotides long. RefSeq names its product olfactory receptor 4D5. Gene Ontology annotation, biological process: G protein-coupled receptor signaling pathway. Gene Ontology annotation, cellular component: membrane. Gene Ontology annotation, molecular function: G protein-coupled receptor activity; olfactory receptor activity. The record is from RefSeq and is a predicted model, not a curated record. The transcript has a single exon. NCBI's taxonomy places the organism in Eukaryota, Metazoa, Chordata, Mammalia, Pilosa, Megalonychidae. The coding region runs from base 1 to 945 and encodes 314 amino acids.